CUCAGAUAGUCUCCAUCUUCUCUUCACACAACACUCCUUUCAGAGUUAUCCUCAAUGGCGGUUCCCACAACACUUCUUUUUGCAUUGGCUCUGUCUGUCAGUUUCCAGCUUUCCACGUGCCAUGAAGUCCUCCAGGGAAAAGUUUCUUGCUCCGACUGCCAUGGCGACAACGAUUUAAAAGAUUUCAAGGUUCUGGUGAAGUGCGACAAAGUGAAAAAGUUAGCAGUGGCCACCACAGAAGACUCAGGCGCCUUCCAGGUUGAUCUUCCAUCAGACUCUGAGAAAACUCCAAACCCUUUGAACUGUCUAGCGAAGCUUCUCGGAGGUCCAGUUAUGCUCUAUGUUUCCAAGAAAAACAUGGUUUCCAAGGUUGUAAAAGGCAAAGAUUCGAAGUCAUUCGCCAUCUCUACGCCUCUUGCCUUCUCCGUCUCCUUUCCUGCAACCUUAAUGAAAGAUGGAAAAUGUAACCCCGCAGCCAAGUUUGGUUCCUCGAAGACAGUUGAUUUGCCUCUUCCAAAGGAGUGGGGGCUUGCUCCAUCAAGCUAUUAUGUUCCUUUCUUCCCCAUCAUCGGUGUUCCUUAAUUAGUUGUGGCUGUAUUUUCUGGUAUGCUGUUUACAGUGAAGAUGGGAGAAGGGCUAGAGUUUUUAGAAUAUAAUAUAUAUUUGCCGCUGCUACAUAUAUGCUUUAUGGUGGUGUGAAAAUCGUAUUAAGUUCUAUGUGUAAUGAUUUUGUGUUACCUUGUAGCUGAAGCAAAUUAUGUUGCAACUUGUCUGCUACCUGGAGAAGUUCUAUGGCAAUAAAUCUUAAUAUUUAUAUA
Molecule: messenger RNA, 818 nt
Organism: Mangifera indica (mango)
Lineage: Eukaryota; Viridiplantae; Streptophyta; Magnoliopsida; Sapindales; Anacardiaceae
Exons: 2
Coding region: 55-582 (175 amino acids)
Source: RefSeq, a predicted model, not a curated record